CUUAUUUGUGUGGUAAAGGGAAGAGAUAACAUAUUCCAAAGGAAAUCUCUCUUUCUCACUCUCUCUUCGUCUCCAAGAGAUUACAGAGAUCAGUUUCAGCAUUCUCACCUCUCGAAGCUGUGUGUGUGUGUGUGGCCAUGGCUAACUCCAUUAUGGCUUCCUCCAAACCCCUAAUCUUCCUCUCCUCCAACCAACCAAGCCGCGUCCAGAUUCCCAAACUCGCCAAACUCCCUCAGAUUCCCAAAUCCAUCUCCUCCUCCGAGCUCCGCACCAAGGCUCUAUCACUAUCUUCCGCCACCGUGAAAUCGCUAGCCCUAAUCGCCGCAUUCGCCCCGCCGUCGAUGGCGGAAGCGAUGGAGAAGGCCCAGCUCUUCGAUUUCAACCUUACGCUGCCGAUCAUCGUCGUGGAGUUCCUCUUCCUCAUGUUCGCGCUCGACAAGCUCUAUUACUCGCCGCUUGGGAACUUCAUGGACCAGAGAGACAGUGCCAUCAAGGAGAAGCUUGCGAGCGUUAAGGACACUUCCACGGAGGUGAAGGCGCUCGACGAACAAGCCGCCGCCGUGAUGAGGGCUGCUAGGGCUGAGAUCGCCGCCGCGCUUAACAAAAUGAAGAAGGAGACGCAGGUGGAGGUUGAGGAGAAGCUAGCGGAAGGAAGGAAGAAGGUGGAGGCGGAGCUACAGGAAGCUCUGUUGAGCUUGGAGAAGCAGAAGGAAGAAACCAUUAAAGCUCUGGAUUCUCAGAUCGCUGCUCUCAGUGAAGACAUUGUCAAGAAGGUUCUUCCUUCUUAAAAAAUCGAAAAUAUUUAAAAACCCUAUUUUGGUCAACUUGCAAUUUCUGUGUCUCCUAAACUCAUUUACAAGAAAAUUUACUGUAAAUCUCUCUUCUUCUCUGUCUCUCUUGGAUUGUUUGUCGUUCAAGAAGAACAAUUUUAUUUGUAAGUUCAUAUAUAAUUAGCUCUCUUCUCGUA
Molecule: messenger RNA, 967 nt
Organism: Eutrema salsugineum
Lineage: Eukaryota; Viridiplantae; Streptophyta; Magnoliopsida; Brassicales; Brassicaceae
Product: ATP synthase subunit b', chloroplastic
Exons: 2
Coding region: 138-788 (216 amino acids)
Biological process (GO): proton motive force-driven ATP synthesis
Molecular function (GO): proton transmembrane transporter activity
Source: RefSeq, a predicted model, not a curated record